Messenger RNA from Paramecium tetraurelia, 1020 nucleotides. RefSeq lists its product as uncharacterized. Lineage: Eukaryota; Ciliophora; Oligohymenophorea; Peniculida; Parameciidae. The record is from RefSeq and is a predicted model, not a curated record. The transcript is spliced from 2 exons. Gene Ontology annotation, molecular function: protein binding.
AUGCAAUAGAAUAAGACAACUUUUUUAAGCCUCCCCAUUAAUACAUUAUUCAAAAUACUCUCCUUUCUACCCAUUAGAGAUAUUUAUAAACGCAUUGCUCGAUUGAACAAAAAGGCAAACAACAUUGUCUAAUAAUCAGGAUUCAUUUAAUCACUCCAAAGGCUAUACUUUGGCAGUUCCAUCUAAAACAUUUCUCUCUCCCAAGCCAAAUAGGUCGAAUUGCCCUUUAUUGGAUACGAAACUGAUGGGCAUUGUCCCAAUCCAGAACAAUGGAUUGAUUUACUCUUCAUGAAAACAUCCAACAGUUAAAUUAAACUUUAAAAUUGCAACUACAUUAAAGGGUGUCUUUCAAAAAAAAAUAAAGAGUUUAAAAAAAAGGUAUUGGAAUUCUUGGGACUUGUCAAAAAGUACUUGCCUCCCAAUACUUACGAGAAGUAGAAAUUUUAUGAAGUGCAAAUUGCCAAGAUCUAUGAAAUAAGCCAUGAAUUGAGUUAGAAAGUCAUUAAUAUUGCUUCCCAAGAGGAGAAAACAUAUGCAACUGAUAUCAUGAGUUUCUUUUGGAAUAGGAUACGCUAGAAUUAACAAUUAAUACAACGACGCGAUUUGUAAGUGCCAUUGUAACCUGAUUUCCAAGGCAUCAUCAAAGUCAUCAAAAUUGGUAUUGAAAAGAAUUAUACCAAAAUGGCCAAAGUGAUUCUCAUAAGUACCAAUGAAGUUAAGGAUAUCUCCAACAAAAGUGUUCUGAGAACCAAUAUGCCAGAGUACAAGUUAGUUGCUAAAUAAUAUUCAACAAGAGAGCAAUUCAAGUUUGGCUAUUGCAUCUUUGAAAAAAAUUAAGGAGUUGUUGCAUUGAUAGAUCUUAAAGACGAAACACAAAUUGAAUUGAAAUUCUACAAUCACGAAACCUAAAUUGUUUCUACUCUAUCAGUUUUCAUCUUAGAUUUCAAACAAUCUAAUGAAGGAUAACUUGGAUAGGCAUUUUAAUACAUAGUAGCCUCAGGAUAUCUAUUAGUGUAAUGA